AUGUCCUACCAAAAAUCAAAACUAGAUAUAGCACAGCAUGAGCCAAUAUAUAAACGUUCUAAACAGAAUCAUGUUGCUCAGAAAAGAAUUGACUGUGUUAAAGAAAAUAAACGAGAUUUUGUAAAAAUAUUCUCUGAUGAACUUAACCUUCAUGUUUUUAAGUAUUUGUCAGCUGCUGAUUUAAGUAUUUGCGCACUAGUUUCUCGGCAAUGGUGGAGAUUGACAAACGAUCGUCAAUUAUGGAAAGAUCUUUUCCUAUCACGUUUUAAAGCUCCAAAACGUCCCAAUCUUACAUAUCGCCUUGAAAGUCUUCAAAUGAUCCCAUCACAAAUUAAUGGCUUUCCUAAAUCCCAGAUGUUACCAGAUGAGACAUGCACUAAUAAGGCAGAUGAGGAAGAUUGGAAAAAUAUAUAUCGAGUCAGCCACAAUUGGCAAACGGGAAAUUGUCGUGUGAUUGAUUUCAAACCUUACGUUAAUUUGAACAAAGAUCGAAAACAAGAUGUUUUCUCAUCAUCAUCUUCAGUUUCGCAUGAAGAAUCGCUAGAGACGCGGGAUAUCCCUUCACCUAUUAAUUUCUUUACACGAUUUCAUUCAAGUCCUCCCGUUAAUACUAAUUCUAAUCCUCUUGUCCAGUUUACCAGGCAUGUUAUUUUAACCGCUUCUUUUUCUGGUAUUAAUGAUAUUAAUAGUAUACCUGAAGUACAUCUUUGGCGUGUUGGGAAACAGAAUGAACAUAUAGAUACUCUGCGCAGUGAAGUUUUGCAUAAAGAGAUCAAAAUACAGAAGUCUAAAUUCCCAAUUACCAUUACUUGUUUGAAGUUAGAUAGUAAUGAAGGGAAAGAUGACACAGAAACACAUAAAUUAGUAGCUGGAUAUUCAAGUGGAGGUUUUACUAUCUGGGAGAUUGAUUCAUUAGAAAGGUCAAAUAAUGACAUAGGAAAAUGGAGGCACCGGGAAAUCUAUACUUUGCCAACGAUGUCUUCGCAUAGAUUGCCUUAUACACGAAGUCCACUUAUUGCAUGUGCAUUACAUUUCCCAGUUUUAGUUACAUGUACUGAAGAUUUUGAGUUGUCAAUAUACUUUAUUGAUUAUAAGUCAGAAGUUAAUACUCUAUUAAGUUCCGAUGAAAAAUCGAUUGGACGAGUCGAGUGUAGACUUGUUCAUCAACUAAGAAGUUUUGUUUGCUGGACACCAGUAGAAAUAUCUGUAGAGUGCAUUACAACAGAUUCUACGCAAUGUACUUCAAUGAAUUAUGAGCCUCAAGAUUCUUGGAAAGCAAUAGUUGCUUAUUCGGCUCCAUUAUAUGGUGGUGGUUGGACAGUGGGUAUUCAGGAAAUAAAAUUUUCAGCUACACGGUUGAUAUCAACACGUCAUUGUUCAUCUUUACCAUCCUUUAUCCCUAUUCUUUCAGAAAAUAAUUUCACUGAUAAUAUAGAGCAAUUUUCAUUUGCUCCAAUUACGACUAUCACGUAUAAUAGUGGUCAAUUAGUUACAGCACACUGCGAUAACACUUUACAAGUUUAUUACGUUCUAGAACAAGGAACAAAAUUAGAAUGUAAACAUAAAUGUACACUAUAUGGACAUACAGGAAGUGUUAUGAGUGUUGCUCUGGAUGAACAUGGUAAGUUAAUAACCGGUUCUAUGGAUCAUUCAAUUAAGAUAUGGGAUUUAGGAUGGAAUUUAGUGAAAAAUAAUGAACGUCGAAGAAGUAAAGAUUAUGAUAAUGAUGCAAAAGAUAUAAAUUAUCACCAUAGUCUUUAUCGAGAUACUGAAUUUUCAACAGUUGGAAUAACAGCAAAAAGAAAGAAACAUGGUGAAUGUAUUGUGACUUUAAAUGAUUCUUCAAAUAAUAUAAGAGAAUUUGAAAAGUAUAAUUUAGGGAUUAAAUGGGUCGGAUUUGACGAGGGAAGAAUUGUUAGUGUUUGUGGCGGUACUAAUUUAAAGAACAAUUUACAAAGCAAUAUUAAAAAUAAUGGUUCCAGAAAGGGGCCAAUAGGUCCUCCACCAGGAUGGGUAGGUUUAUCAUCAACUGAAACAAAAGUUGAUUCUCAAUUAAAUUGUAUGGAAGAUAUAGGAAUAGUUAAGGUCUGGUCAUUUUGUGAUGAAUGA
Messenger RNA from Rhizophagus irregularis DAOM 181602=DAOM 197198, 2109 nucleotides. RefSeq lists its product as uncharacterized. Gene Ontology annotation, molecular function: protein binding. The record is from RefSeq and is a predicted model, not a curated record. Lineage: Eukaryota; Fungi; Glomeromycota; Glomeromycetes; Glomerales; Glomeraceae.